This is a messenger RNA of Magallana angulata, 2196 nucleotides long. Its product is annotated as cytochrome P450 3A9-like. Gene Ontology annotation, molecular function: oxidoreductase activity, acting on paired donors, with incorporation or reduction of molecular oxygen; iron ion binding; heme binding. NCBI's taxonomy places the organism in Eukaryota, Metazoa, Mollusca, Bivalvia, Ostreida, Ostreidae. The transcript has 11 exons. Bases 366 to 1865 code for a protein of 499 amino acids. The record is from RefSeq and is a predicted model, not a curated record.
GGAAAAUACUUGAGAUUUUCUAGCUAAAUUCGGACGAGAUUUUCAAAUAAGGAUGCUAUGGUAGCUGAUAGUGUUCUAAAUUGGGAACGAAAUCGUCGCCUUAUCAACCGUUGUACGAUAAAUACCCCAAAUUAGACAAACAUCGCUCUUCAAAUUCUAAAUCUAGCACUAUUGCUUCUCUCUUGCAUUCAAAAUAGGAAAAAACUCCGCCUCCUGGACAUGCGCAAUACGUGGGAAAACCAACCCGACUUUAUGAAUAAAAAUGGUACGGGAUGUUUUGAAGUUUAAAUCGAAUGAGUACUUACUUGUGAAAACACAUUAAAGAAAUCAGUGCAAACGGAUACUUUACUAUUUAAACGGACAGCAUGAUAUUCUAUAUAGCCACAGUGAUUUUUAUUAUUCUUGCCCUUUACAAAUACCUUGUCUACCAUUUCAACACAUUUGAAAGGCUUGGCAUUCCGGGACCCAAACCUACAUUUUUCCUCGGCAACCUCUUAGAAAUCCGAAACAAGGGACAGUUACAAGCUAUCAUUGACUGGAGAAAAGAAUAUGGAAGAAUCUUUGGGUAUUUUGAAGGAUACACACCAGUUCUUUCUGUCAGCGACCCUGAUUUGCUGAAAGACGUUUUGGUUAAAGAUUUUGAAAACUUCCAAUCAAGAAAGCCCUUCCCUUUGGCUCCAAGAAAAAGCCUCGGGUUGUUUUUGGAAAAUGGUCAUCAAUGGAAACGUAGUAGAACCUUGUUGACCCCAGCCUUUAGUGCUGGAAAACUCAAACAAAUGUUUGGAAUCAUGAACGAGUGCACAGACCACCUGUUGGAGAGCAUGAACAAAAAGGCAAAGAGCUGCAAGACACUCGACAUUUAUGACCUUUUCCAGUGUUUGACUUUGGAUGUCAUUGGUCGUUGCGCAUUUGGUUUGCGCACAAACGCGCAAGCAGACGACAAAGAUCCAUUUCUGAUCAAUGUGAGGAGUCUUUUUAGCCGACUAAGCAAAACCAUGAUUCUUCCUGCAGUCAUGCUCCUUCCUUUCUUGCAAUAUUUUGUGUUUGCAAUGAAGAAUAUUGUUGUAUUGUUUGGAAUGAACCCAGUUGUGUGGAUCAGAAUGAAAAUGAAAGAAAUCAUACAAAUCAGAAGGGAAAUGGGGGCAAAUGCCAGCACCUUUGAUCUGGUUCAGCAAAUGCUUUUUUCAAAAGUCAAAGAUGGAAGCAGUGCUUUCAGUGAGAGAGAAAUCGUGGCACAAAGUAUGACCUUCCUUUUGGCGGGGUACGAGACCACGAGCACGGUCCUAGCGUUCUUCAGUCACGUGCUGGCCCACAAUCAAAGCGUUCAGAAGAAGUUGUUUGAUGAAGUCGACUCUACUAUCGGCAAUACGGAGGUCAAUUAUGAAAAUGUGAAAGAACUUCCCUACUUCGACAUGGUAUUUGACGAAGUUUGCAGGCUUUACCCCACAGCUUCACUGAUUGUGACCAGACAAGCUAAGAACACAGCUACAUACAAUGGAAUUACCAUUCCUGCUGGAAUGAACAUUCAGGCCGAUGUCUGGAGUUUACACCAUGACGAGGAAUUUUGGGAGCAGCCUUCCGUUUUUAACCCAGACAGGUUCAGGAAAGAAAACAAGCAACAAAUCAAGUCUUUCUCCUUUCUUCCAUUUGGCGCCGGUCCGAGAAGUUGUAUUGGAUCUCGCUUCGCCAUGUUAGAGACCAAAGUCGCCAUGGUUCGAGUCCUGAAACAGUUUUCUUUCACACCCUGUGCUGGAUCUACAAAAGACAUUGAACUCGACUGCCGCGGUGCUAUCGUUCCCAAACAUGGAAUCAAUGUUCAAAUCGAGAGCAGAGACAAGUCCGCUAAAAUUUCCCGAUACAGCUGACCGGAAUUAGUAUCUAUGCAGAUAUUCGCAAAGAUGCCCAUUCUUUGCAUUAGAAGCUCUCAAGUGAAGGAAAUGCAACAAACGUGAAUUCUCCAUGGUUCGUGUUGGAAAGUUAAAAUAGGAGAAAAAAAAAACAAACAAACUGGCGAUAAGCUGUGAUAUUAAGAUAUCUGCCGUGGCUGGUGGCAAAUGCCUGGACAACUAGCAUUACUGUGAUAAAAUUGUGAUAAUUGUGACGCUUGGAAAUCCAUUUAUACAAUGCAUUUAUAAGUGUUUUAAUGUGUUAUUUAUAUAAUUAUAUUUUGAAUUAUGACUGUUUCAUUAAAAUAUC